AUAUCUUGCUUUAGUUGAAAACCAUAAUCUAGAUGGAAGAUAUGGAAACAAACUAUCCUUAAUGUUCUUUAGGUAGAGGAGAUGAAGAUAGAAAACAGCACAGUAGUGACAGAAUUCAUCCUCCUUGGUCUAACCCAGUCUCGAAAUAUUCAGCUCUUGGUCUUUGUGUUAAUCCUAAUUUUCUACCUCAUCAUUCUUCCUGGAAACUUUCUCAUCAUCCUCACCAUAAGGUCAGACCCUGGACUCACAGCUCCCCUCUAUUUCUUCCUGGGCAAUUUGGCCUUCCUAGAUGCAUCCUACUCCUUCAUUGUGGCUCCUAGGAUGCUGAUGGACUUCCUCUCUGAGAAGAAGGUAAUCUCCUACAGAGGCUGCAUCACUCAGCUCUUUUUCCUGCACUUCCUUGGAGGAGGAGAGGGAUUACUUCUUGUUGUGAUGGCCUUUGACCGCUACAUCGCCAUCUGCCGGCCUUUACACUAUUCAACUGUCAUGAACCCCAGAGCCUGCUAUGCAAUGCUCUUGGGUCUGUGGCUUGGAGGCUUUGUUCACUCUGUUAUUCAGGUGGCUGUCAUCCUACACUUGCCUUUCUGUGGCCCAAAUCGGCUAGAUAACUUCUUCUGUGAUGUCUCACAGGUCAUCAAAUUGGCCUGCACUGGCAUCUUUUGGGUGGAGCUUCUGAUGGUCUUCAACAGUGGCCUGAUGACACUUCUGUGCUUCCUGGGGCUUCUGUCCUCCUAUGCAGUUAUCCUUUGCCAUGUUCGUAGGUCAGCUUCAGAAGGGAAGAACAAAGCCAUGUCCACAUGCACCACUCACAUCAUUAUUAUAUUUCUUAUGUUUGGGCCUGCUAUCUUCAUCUACACUCGCCCCUUCAAGACCUUACCAGCUGACAAGAUAGUAUCUUUCUUCCACACAGUGAUCUUUCCAUUGAUGAAUCCUGUGAUUUAUACCCUUCGAAAUCAGGAAGUAAAAACUUCCAUGAAGCGAUUAUUGAGUCGCUAUGUGGUCUGUGGGAUCGAUUUUAUAAUGAGAAAUUGAGAAGAAAGAGUUCUGGCACAAAUUCAUUAAAUCAUUUAACAAAUACUGUUUUUCACUGAUAACACCUAUUUGUCAGGCACUUUAUAGGCAAUUAAGGAGUAGUUAUGCAUAAUGAGAGAAUAAACUUGUUUAUUUAAAGACU
Messenger RNA from Carlito syrichta (Philippine tarsier), 1174 nucleotides. Its product is annotated as olfactory receptor 4N4. The coding region runs from base 82 to 1032 and encodes 316 amino acids. The record is from RefSeq and is a predicted model, not a curated record. Gene Ontology annotation, molecular function: G protein-coupled receptor activity; olfactory receptor activity. Lineage: Eukaryota; Metazoa; Chordata; Mammalia; Primates; Tarsiidae. Gene Ontology annotation, biological process: G protein-coupled receptor signaling pathway. The transcript has a single exon. Gene Ontology annotation, cellular component: membrane.